UGUUCGCAUAACCUUUCCUGAUGUUCACGAGAAGCGCGAAAAUGUAAAAACACUUUGUUGACAUUCGCAUAACUCUCGAGGAUAUUCGCAGCGGUCAAUUAUCACACCGCAAUGUCAAAUGAGUCAUCGUCAAUUGCUAUUUCCAGUUUCGUUCUCGAUGACACCUGAAGAGGAUUUCUUAAUUUUAUAAACAACGUGUCCAAUAUGUGCAUUAAAAUAUAAACAGAAAGAAUUAUUUGAAACAGAUUUAUCACAAAUCAAUAGACAAGUAAUCGCGUAAAAUGCUCUCGAGAAUGUUACGCGAUAUCACUGAAAAGUGGUUCAACAUACGGAGAACAACUAGAAAAGGCGUGCAGUCUGCCAAAGAUACGGUUUUCCGCGGCGGUAUCAUUAUUAUCAGCGUUCUUCUCAUAAUUUGGUUGUCCAUAUUUCUCUAUACAGCCUUUUACUAUGCCUACAUGCCGAGCAUGUCGUACGUACGGCCCGUAAAUAUGAAUUUCAAAUCGUGCGACAAAGAGAAAGGAAAAUGCAGUUUUCCACAAGCUCAACUACAAUUGACCAAGAAGCAGCAACUUUUGAUGGUUGGUCAGCCGUAUAAAAUAAAUUUGCAUCUAGAAAUGCCAGAAUCACCAGCCAACAAAGAACUUGGUAUGUUCAUGGUCUGUGCUCAAUUGCGCAGUCGUGAUGGAUAUCUUAUAGAUCAUACAUGUAAAUCAGCAAUGUUACAUUAUCGUAGUACAUUAUUACAUAUACUUACAACUCUUACAUUUUCUCCCAUGAUGAUUUUUGGAAAAGCUGAAGAAAAACAAGAUGUUAUUCUUGAAUUGUUCAGUAAUUUUGAAGAAGAUCAGAACCAUCCAGUAACAAUUAUAUUUAUUGAAAUCCAAUCAAGGCACAUUGAAUUUUACUCUGCUAAUCUCAUAAUAAAUGCUCACUUAUCAGGACUACGUUACUGGAUGUUUUAUUGGCCAAUUCUAUCAGCUAUUGCUGGCAUUGGUACAAUCUUGUUUUUCAUAAUACUUGUUUACACAUUGUCAUAUUUACAUCUUGAAAUUGAAGAGGAAAAUACGGAUGAAAAUUUUGAAAAGAGCAACUUCGACAACGAUAAAGAUCUUAAGACUGAUUAUUUCAAAGAUGAGGAGAAAAGUACAGAAGAAGAAAAGCCUUUUCAAGAAGGCCAAAGCUAUAUCCAGGAACUUUCUGUACCAGCUGUUGAGUCAUCAAGUAGUGAAUGUUUGAUGUAAAGAUGUAUAAUUAUAUUUUGCGUGAUAUAAGAAUGAAUGUUGCAAGACAGUUGAAUAAUUAAUCAUUUACAGAGGAAUAUUAACAAAAAAGUUAUUAAAAUAAGAAAUAUAUUUUUUAUAUUCUAUAAUAUGCAAUAUAUUUUGCUUCUAUUUUAAAAUAUACCAUAUUUUAAGUAAUCGA
Messenger RNA from Cataglyphis hispanica, 1425 nucleotides. RefSeq names its product seipin (gene Seipin). Gene Ontology annotation, cellular component: endoplasmic reticulum membrane. Bases 282 to 1244 code for a protein of 320 amino acids. The transcript has 6 exons. Gene Ontology annotation, biological process: lipid droplet organization; lipid storage. NCBI's taxonomy places the organism in Eukaryota, Metazoa, Arthropoda, Insecta, Hymenoptera, Formicidae. The record is from RefSeq and is a predicted model, not a curated record.